AUGCAGAUUCAGUUAUAUUUGAUUUUUGGCAUUAUACAAUUAGUCCAAAAUGUACCACUGGAUGCGACCUUUAAAGAAAAACCACUAUGGAUUCGACAGAAAUUGGAUCAUUUCAAUAAAAGCGACACACGCACUUGGAAAAUGCGGUACCUGGCCAGCGAUCGUUACUAUAAGCCGGGAGGGCCAUUAUUUAUUAAUGUUGGUGGUGAAUGGGAAGUUACGUAUAAGGACGUAUUGAUAGGACUGUACUAUGAGCUCGUCAAGGAGUUUAAUGCCUAUUCUGCUUGCACCGAGCAUCGUUAUUACGGGAAAAGUCAGCCAAGACCCAAUUGGUCUGUGGAGAAUCUAAAGUAUUUAGAUAUUAAACAGGCGCUGGCGGACUUGGCACACUUCAUUCGACACAAACGGAAAACAAUACCAGGCAUGCAAAACGCGAAAGUUGUACUUUUUGGCUGCUCCUAUGCCGGAACCAUGUCCAUCUAUUUCAAAAGGGAGUACCCCGACCUAGCUGCCGGCAUUUGGGCGGCUGGCGCACCGGUUUGGUAUAGAUUGGACUAUUCAGAUGGUAAUGUUAGCAUUGGCAAGGCACUUCGUAUUGUUGGAGGUGACCCCUGCUAUGAUCGCAUAGAAAACACAACCCUCACCUACCUCAAGUUGAAGAAAUUGAAGGAUAACCACAUUUUGCGUGAUUUGAAAGCCAAAAAUAUAACUAAAGGCCUCGAAGAAAUUGAUAUGGUAACAGCCGUCAACAUACAACAUCGAAACCGCACUUAUCUGGAUAAAUUUUGUAAGACAUUGGUGUCGUUUGAUAAUAAUGAUCUUGUUGGAAUGGCUACAUACCUAACCAAAGAACUCGGAAAAAUCCCUGAAAUGGGAUCAUACAAUGGUACAAAAAUAAAUCACGAAUCUUUCGGACGUCAAUGGUUAUAUCAGCAGUGCAAUGGAUUUGGCAACUUUCAGACUACUUCGUCAAUGCAUCAGCCUUUUGGCAACAAAUCGCCCUUCACAAAACAAGUUGACAGAUGUAGGAAGGAGUUUGGUCCCAAAUACACAAUAGACUAUGUUAACUCGAAAAUUGAUGAGAUGAAUGUCAAGUUUGGUGGCUAUCAGCCAGGAAUUCAAAAUGCCUACUAUACAUUUUCAGAUCUAGAUCCAUGGCGACUAACUGGCAUACACGAUGAGCGUGCUACUAUUAUACCAGGAAUCGGUCACUGUCACGAGAUGCGCGUUAGAAGCGAAAAAGAUUGGCCAGCAACAAAAGCUGCUAAACAAAAGGGCAUCGAUUUGAUACGAAGUUGGAUCAACGCCUAAUUUCAAUUUGUAUUU
Messenger RNA from Scaptodrosophila lebanonensis, 1326 nucleotides. Its product is annotated as probable serine protease EDA2. The transcript has 7 exons. Lineage: Eukaryota; Metazoa; Arthropoda; Insecta; Diptera; Drosophilidae. Gene Ontology annotation, biological process: proteolysis. The record is from RefSeq and is a predicted model, not a curated record. Gene Ontology annotation, molecular function: serine-type exopeptidase activity; dipeptidyl-peptidase activity. Bases 1 to 1311 code for a protein of 436 amino acids.